This is a messenger RNA of Chrysoperla carnea, 5126 nucleotides long. Its product is annotated as zinc finger protein 729-like. The transcript has 7 exons. The record is from RefSeq and is a predicted model, not a curated record. Gene Ontology annotation, molecular function: RNA polymerase II cis-regulatory region sequence-specific DNA binding; DNA-binding transcription factor activity. Bases 1 to 5076 code for a protein of 1691 amino acids. Lineage: Eukaryota; Metazoa; Arthropoda; Insecta; Neuroptera; Chrysopidae. Gene Ontology annotation, biological process: regulation of transcription by RNA polymerase II.
AUGGCAACGAUUCUAUUUGAAGAAGUUGAAAUUAAAAAUGAAAUAUUUGAAGCCAAUGAUACAAUGAAAGACGGACGAAUUAAAAAUGAAAUUCUAGAAGAUAGCAACAGUGUUAAAAUGGAAGAAAUACUAGAAAACAGUAGUGAUUUUAAACAAGAACAAAUCAAUGAAAACGAUACAAUUAACAAUGACAAUUUUAAACUUGAAAGACAAUUGAACCCAGAAUUAUUUAGUGUUGAUACUGAAGAUCAACAAGCAUUCUCAAUUGAACAUAAAUUGACUCAUAGUGAAAAAAAUACUUUUUCAUGUGAUAAGUGUGAUAAAACAUUUAAUAGACAAAACAGUUUGAAUAAACAUAAAAUAAUACAUUCUGGUGAUAAACUAUUUUUUUGUGACAUUUGUAAUAAAAAAUUUACAAGACAUUGGAGUUUAGUUCAACACAAACGAAUUCACACUGGAGAAAAACCAUUUUUAUGUGAUAUUUGUAAUCGGGCAUUUACUGACGCGAGUAGUUUAGUUAAACAUAAACGAACUCAUACUGGUGAAAAACCAUAUUUAUGUGGUAUUUGUAGUCGGGCAUUUAACGACGCGAGUAGUUUAGUUAAACAUAAACGAACUCAUACUGGUGAAAAACCAUAUUUAUGUGAUAUCUGUAGUCGGGCAUUUACUCAUGCGAGUAGUUUAGUUAAACAUAAACGAACUCAUACUGGUGAAAAACCAUAUUUAUGUGAUAUUUGUAAUCGGGCAUUUACUGACGCGAGUAGUUUAGUUAAACAUAAACGAACUCAUACUGGUGAAAAACCAUAUUUAUGUGAUAUUUGUAAUCGGGCAUUUACUGACGCGAGUAGUUUAGUUAAACAUAAACGAACUCAUACUGGUGAAAAACCAUAUUUAUGUGAUAUUUGUAGUCGGGCAUUUACUGACGUGAGUAGUUUAGUUAAACAUAAACGAACUCAUACUGGCGAAAAACCAUAUUUAUGUGAUAUUUGUAGUCGGGCAUUUACUCAGGCGAGUAAUUUAGUUGAACAUAAACGAACUCACAUCGAAAUUAAAGUAUUUUCGUGUAAUCUUUGUACUAAAUCAUUUGCCAGACAAAAUAAUUUAGUUCAACAUAAACGAAUCCAUAGUGGAGAAAAACCGUUUGUAUGUGAGGUUUGUAGUAAAGCAUUUAAUUAUUUACGUCAUCUACUUAAUCAUAAAAGGACUCAUAAUGGGACAAAAAGAUUUUCAUGUCGUAAUAAAACAUUUAAUGAAAAAAGUAGUUUAGUUGAAAAUAAAUUGGUUCACACCACGAGUGCGAGUGGUGCUAGUGACCACGAGAAAAAGGAACAUUUAUUGCCAGCUAUUUACGAAAAUAUUAAACUUGACAAACAAUUAAAUACAGAAGUCACUAUUAAAAAUGAAGAAUAUCCCGAUAAAUCGCUUCAUACCGUAGAAAAAACAUUUCCACAAAAUAAAUCUAGCGAAAACGAGAAAAAGGAACAUUUAUUGCCAGUUAUUUACGAAAAUAUUAAACUUGACAAACAAUUAAAAACAGAAGUCACUAUAAACCCCGAUCAAUCGCUUCACGCCAUAGAAAAAACAUUUUCCCGAAAUAAAUCUGGUGAAUGCGAGCAAAAGGAACAUUUAUUACCAGUUUUUAGCGAAACUAUGAAGCUUGAGAAACAAUUAAAUACAGAAGUCGCUAUAAACCCCUAUAAAUCGCUUCACACCGUAGAAAAAACAUUUUCACGAAAUAAAUCUAGCGAACACGAGAAAAAGGAACAAUUAUUGCCAGUUAUUUACGAGAAUAUUAAACUGGAAGAAAGUGUUACAAUACAAGAUGCACACAUUAAAAAUACGAUAUCGAAAGAAAGCAAAACUGAUAGCAUGGAAGAGAUGCCUGAUAACAAAAGUGGUAUUAGUUGGGAAUCUGAACGAAGUCAUAAAAAUGAGGAGCAAAAAUUCAAUACAGAAAUAUUGUCCAUUAAAGAUGAAAUAUUAGAUGCGAAUGUUUUAGAACCACACAUUCAAAUUAACGAUCAACCAUUUAUAUCUCGAAAGUUUGGUUUAAUUAAACAUAAACGAAUUCGCUCGAGAGAAAAAACAUUUUUAUGUGAUAUUUGUAGCAGAGCAUUUAAGAGUCGAAGUCAUUUAAAUGAACAUAAACGGACUCAUACUGGUGAAAAACCAUAUUUAUGUGAUAUUUGUAGUAAAUCAUUUAGCCAUGGGAGUAGUUUAUUUAAACAUAAACAAAUUCACACGGGAAUGAAACCAUUUUCGUGUGAUGUUUGUAAUCUUAGUUUCAAUAGACAAAGUAGUUUAAAUACACAUAAAUUUCUUCACACUGGUGAAAAACCAUAUUUAUGUGAUAUUUGUAGUAAAUCUUUUAGCCAUGGGAGUAGUUUAUUUAAACAUAAACAAAUUCACACGGGAAUGAAACCAUUUUCGUGUGAUGUUUGUAAUCUUAGUUUCAGUAGACAAAGUAGUUUAAAUACACAUAAACUUCUUCACACUGGUGAAAAACCAUUUUCAUGUGAUAUUUGUAACCGAACAUUUAAUAAGAAAAGUAAUUUAAAUAAACAUAAAUUGAUUCAUAGUGGAGAAAAACCAUUUUCAUGUGACAUUUGUAGUAAAUCAUUUUCAGAUAAAAGUAAUUUAAGUAAACAUAAACGGGGUCACAUUAAGACUGAGAUAACACGAGCCCAAUCGAUUUUAACACAUGUUUUUUCAACUGCAAGUAUUAUUACAAACAAUUCAAACAAAAAACUUGUCUUGGAAAAUCUUAAAACCAUCUCACAUAAAAAAAAACAAGUCGAAAUAAAAAAUGAAAUAUUUGAAGCCAAUGAUACAAUGAAAGACGGACGAAUUAAAAAUGAAAUUCUAGAAGAUAGCAACAGUGUUAAAAUGGAAGAAAUACUAGAAAACAGUAGUGAUUUUAAACAAGAACAAAUCAAUGAAAACGAUACAAUUAACAAUGACAAUUUUAAACUUGAAAGACAAUUGAACCCAGAAUUAUUUAGUGUUGAUACUGAAGAUCAACAAGCAUUCUCAAUUGAACAUAAAUUGACUCAUAGUGAAAAAAAUACUUUUUCAUGUGAUAAGUGUGAUAAAACAUUUAAUAGACAAAACAGUUUGAAUAAACAUAAAAUAAUACAUUCUGGUGAUAAACUAUUUUUUUGUGACAUUUGUAAUAAAAAAUUUACAAGACAUUGGAGUUUAGUUCAACACAAACGAAUUCACACUGGAGAAAAACCAUUUUUAUGUGACAUUUGUAAUAAAGCAUUUACGAAACAAAGUUAUUUAAAUGAUCAUAAACAGAUUCAUACUGGUGCAAAGCCAUUUUUAUGUGAUAUUUGUAGCAAAUCAUUUACCCAAAAAAGAACUCUAGUUACUCAUAAAAGAUCACACACGGGAGAAAAGCCAUUUUUAUGUGAUAUGUGUAAUAAAGUAUUUAUAAGUCAAAGUCAUUUAAAUGAACAUAAACGGACUCAUACUGGUGAAAAACCAUAUUUAUGUGAUAUUUGUAGUCGGGCAUUUACUCAUGCGAGUAGUUUAGUUAAACAUAAACGAACUCACACCGAAAUUAAAGUAUUUUCGUGUAAUCUUUGUUCUAAAUCAUUUGCCAGACAAAAUAAUUUAGUUCAACAUAAACGAAUCCAUAGUGGAGAAAAACCGUUUGUAUGUGAGAUUUGUAGUAAAGCAUUUAAUUAUUUACGUCAUCUACUUAAUCAUAAAAGGACUCAUAAUGGGACAAAAAGAUUUUCAUGUCGUAAUAAAACAUUUAAUGAAAAAAGUAGUUUAGUUGAAAAUAAAUUGGUUCACACCACGAGUGCGAGUGGUGCUAGUGACCACGAGAAAAAGGAACAUUUAUUGCCAGCUAUUUACGAAAAUAUUAAACUUGACAAACAAUUAAAUAUAGAAGUCACUAUUAAAAAUGAAGAAUACCCCGAUAAAUCGCUUCAUACCGUAGAAAAAACAUUUUCACGAAAUAAAUCUAGCGAAAACGAGAAAAAGGAACAAUUAUUGCCAGUUAUUUACGAGAAUAUUAAACUGGAAGAAAGUAUUACAAUACAAGAUGCACACAUUAAAAAUGAAAUAUCGAAAGAAAGCAUAACUGAUAGCAUGGAAGAGAUGCCUGAUAAUAAAAGUGGUAUUAGUUGGGAAUCUGAACGAAGUCAUAAAAAUGAGGAGCAAAAAUUCAAUACAGAAAUAUUGUCCAUUCAAGAUGAAAUAUUCGAUCCGAAUGUUUUAGAACCACACAUUCAAAUUAACGAUCAACCAUUUUUAUCUCGAAAGUUUGGUUUAAUUAAACAUAAACGAAUUCGCUCGAGAGAAAAAACAUUUUUAUGUGAUAUUUGUAGCAAACCAUGGAAACAAAGUAGUUUAAAUACACAUAAAUUUCUUCACACUGGUGAAAAACCAUUUUUAUGUGAUAUUUGUAGUAAAUCAUUUAGCCAUGGGAGUAGUUUAUUUAAACAUAAACAAAUUCACACGGGAAUGAAACCAUUUUCGUGUGAUGUUUGUAAUCUUAGUUUCAAUAGACAAAGUAGUUUAAAUACACAUAAAUUUCUUCACACUGGUGAAAAACCAUAUUUAUGUGAUAUUUGUAGCAGAGCAUUUAAGAGCCGAGGUCAUUUAAAUGAUCAUAAACGGACUCAUACUGGUGAAAAACCAUAUUUAUGUGAUAUUUGUAGUAAAUCAUUUAGCCAUGGAAGUAGUUUAUUUAAACAUAAACAAAUUCACACGGGAGAGAAACCAUUUUCGUGUGAUGUUUGUAAUCUUAGUUUCAAUAGACAAAGUAGUUUAAAUACACAUAAACUUCUUCACACUGGUGAAAAACCAUUUUCAUGUGAUAUUUGUAACCGAACAUUUAAUAAGAAAAGUAAUUUAAAUAAACAUAAAUUGAUUCAUAGUGGAGAAAAACCAUUUUCAUGUGACAUUUGUAGUAAAUCAUUUUCAGAUAAAAGUAAUUUAAGUAAACAUAAAAAGGGUCACAUUAAGACUGAGGUAACACGAGCCCAAUCGAUUUUAACACAUGUUUUUUCAACUGCAACUAUUAUUACAAACAAUUCAAACAAAAAACUUGCCUUGUAAAAUCUUAAAUAAAUUAAAGAGAAACUUACACAAAACAUUUAUGCCAAACA